Messenger RNA from Euleptes europaea (tarantolino), 591 nucleotides. RefSeq names its product gastrokine-1-like. The record is from RefSeq and is a predicted model, not a curated record. Gene Ontology annotation, biological process: regulation of cell population proliferation. Lineage: Eukaryota; Metazoa; Chordata; Lepidosauria; Squamata; Sphaerodactylidae. The transcript is spliced from 4 exons. Bases 1 to 591 code for a protein of 196 amino acids.
AUGUUCACUGUAACAUGCAAACAGGUCUACUAUUUCAAACCAUUAGUCUAUCAAGGCCAGGCCAGUAGUCUUAUUGGCAGCAGCUAUCCAGAGUCUCAGGAAGAGGUUAUCGAUGUGAGCAACCAAAGGAAUGUUGAUAGCUACACCCACCAGACUGUGAAUGUCAACCAGCAAGAUGAGAUUGCCAAUAUCCACAACUACAAUGGGUGGAAUGGAUGGGAUGCCAUCUGGGACUACAGGAAGGGUCUUUUUGCUACCAGGCUGUUCCGUAAGAGGGCUUGUGUUGUGGCAACAAUGGAUUUGAAGACAUUCCCAAGACUGGAGACACUCAGUAGUUCCAGAGGAGACAAGCCUGAAAAAAACAUCCCUUUGGCCCAUGGCUCAAGAUUCUCAAUUGGCAAGACCCAUGUCAAAAACAUUGCCCAGUUUGGAUAUGCAAUUGAGCAGCUGUGUGAAGGGAUUCCUACAUAUUAUGCAUACCAGGAACAAGCUAAGAAGCAUUUUUCUUCCACUAUAGAGGUAGCAGCAAAUGUGUGGGAAGAUGUCAAAGUGGUUAAUUCAGGGAUCAUAAUCACAUGUGGUUCGAAAUGA